Salmo salar (Atlantic salmon) is the source of this 1730-nucleotide messenger RNA. It is a transcript of the gene lyve1b, whose product is annotated as lymphatic vessel endothelial hyaluronic receptor 1b. Gene Ontology annotation, cellular component: plasma membrane. NCBI's taxonomy places the organism in Eukaryota, Metazoa, Chordata, Actinopteri, Salmoniformes, Salmonidae. The record is from RefSeq and is a predicted model, not a curated record. Gene Ontology annotation, molecular function: hyaluronic acid binding; transmembrane signaling receptor activity. Gene Ontology annotation, biological process: cell adhesion.
UGUCACCCCUGGAAGUGAACAUUAUGUUUGGUGAAGGUCCCCCGCUCACUCUCUUUAUUCUGGUAGCAUCUUCACUAUAGUGCACCAUUAAGAGUCUGAUAUUAAAUGUUACCAGACAAACCAUGGCAAGGGUCGGGCUCUUUUCUUGCCUUCUGUUCACCAUGGCUGUGUAUGCACUGACUUUUGAAUUCAAUCUCAUUAAAGUUUUCCCUGAGGUUGGCAGAAUCUCUGGCGUGUCCAUGGUGUCUUACGGGAAUCAAUAUGCCCUGAACGCCUCUCAGGCUAGAGCCAUGUGCCGCUUCCUGAACAUCACCAUAGCGACCUGGGAACAGGUCCAUACUGCUCACCAACAUGGACUGGAGACAUGCGGAUAUGGCUGGAUAGAUAAACAGAUUGCAGUUAUCCCUCGCAUUGUGAAGAGCACGAAAUGUGGCAGGAAUAACAUUGGGUUAAUAACAUGGAGAGCACCGAUAAACAAACCCUUUCAUGUGUUUUGUUUCAAUUUAACAGAUUUAGAGAAUCCUUUGGAUAUCACAACACCUAAUGUCCAGACCACAACAAAAACUAUGACCACUAGAACAGUCUCAACAUCAGCACCAACUACUACCAAAACUGUGAAAAACAGGGUCAAGACAACACCUAAAGUUCCAGCACCUAAAGUUCCAGCACCUAAAUCAACAACACAAGUCUCAAGAUUGGCCCCCACUACCACAACAACGACCACUUACCUGGUCCAGUCAACAACCAGCUUCAUCUCCACCUCUCCUCCUCCCUCCCCAUCCCCCUCGUCUCUCUCCUCCCUCCCUUGUCCCACUUCCCUCUCUCACUUACUUCCCACAUCCUCUCGCUCUCUCCCCAGCUCUUUCUCUCCCUCAUCUCCACCUCUCAUCUCGUUUUUGUCUUUCACCUCUUCCUCCCUCGUUUCCUCUCCUUCUCAAAACACCUCCACCAACCACAUCGAGAGCCCUGUCGGAGCAAUAUAUACGGUUCUCCUCAUCAUCUUCCUGGCUGUGGCAGUAGCAGCGUGUUACUACAAAAUGACCAGAGGUGUUUUCCCAAUCCAAUUCUGCCGCAGAGGACAGCACAAUUUGAAGGAUGACAUAGAGACUGAGAUGUGGAUACACACGGACAGUGAGAUGGAUCUGCAGGACCCACAACAGAGAGAAGGAGGAGAAGAGAAUGGAGACAGGAAGUCCACCAGUGACAUCAUUGUCAGUAAUCCAGAGGCCACAACAAAUGGCCCUUAGUAGCAAUAUACGACCAUGUUGAGGGGGAUUUACAGUGCUGAAAAAGACAUUAGCAAAAUAUAUUGUUGACUAACAGGAACUGCAGAAAUAAGUAUUAGGAACUGUAGAAAUAAGUAUUAGGAACUGCAGAAAUAAGUAUUAGGAACUGUAGAAAUAAGUAUUAGGAACUGUAGAAAUAAGUAUUAGGAACUGCAGAAAUAAGUAUUAGGAACUGUAGAAAUAAGUAUUAGGAACUGUAGAAAUAAGUAUUAGGAACUGUAGAAAUAAGUAUUAGGAACUGUAGAAAUAAGUAUUAGGAACUGUAGAAAUAAGUAUUAGGAACUGUAGAAAUAAGUAUUAGGAACUGCAGAAAUAAGUAUUAGGAACUGUAGAAAUAAUAGAGCUCUGCAGAGGUUUUUUUCAGAUGUUUCUGAUAAUUCAAUGUCUUUUUUGUUUUAUAAAUGAUUGUAAACAAUCAAACAAAAAUAUUUUCCUUUGCCUAGA